Molecule: messenger RNA, 717 nt
Organism: Exserohilum turcica Et28A
Lineage: Eukaryota; Fungi; Ascomycota; Dothideomycetes; Pleosporales; Pleosporaceae
Exons: 3
Coding region: 1-717 (238 amino acids)
Source: RefSeq, a predicted model, not a curated record
AUGUUACGCUUUGACAGCAUCCUCAAGUUUGCCCUGGUCCCGUCGAUAAUCUACUUUCUCAUCUCCCUCGUCGCCGUGGCACUGACGACGCAUUAUUGGAUCCUGACCGACUGGAUUGUGCCCCGAGGCCUUACCGUGGUGACGGACCAAUUCGACGACCGCCUGCAGCGCUACGUGACGGAUGAAACCAUUGUCUACUUUACCGACGCCGAUACCGAUGCCACUGUUGUUUCGGGAUGUUUGAAUCUGGCGGCCGCCGUCAUAGCCCUUAUCGCGUGGAGCACCUUGCGGAAGCCAGGCAUGGACUCGGUAAUUAAUGCGUCUGUACGCCGAUUCUGGAUCCUCAGCAUCGUCUUCAUGUCUAUUGCCGGCGCCGUCAUGGCUAUGGUGUCACUCGCCCUGCACUACACAAAACAGGGCAACGACAAAUGGGGCUGCACCCACGAAAGGCUGAUGAUGAGUGGGAAAAUGAACUCGAACGUGUACUGCACUCGUGAAAUGGGAGCAUGCCAUUAUCAGCCCAACUUUAUCCGCGGUUCCGACAAGAACAAUGCCAGUAUAGCCUGCAGCGAAGCCGUGACAGUCAAAUGGAUGCAAAUCAUUCUGAUGGUCCUCGGUCUCACAGUAUUAACCAUGUUCUCUCUCCAGGCCUACAUCCGGAGAACGACGCGGGAGACACGACUCCAGAGCAAAGAGCCAGUACCUGAAGAGGGCUAA